Molecule: messenger RNA, 2181 nt
Organism: Pelobates fuscus (common spadefoot toad)
Lineage: Eukaryota; Metazoa; Chordata; Amphibia; Anura; Pelobatidae
Gene: LMOD2
Product: leiomodin 2
Exons: 3
Coding region: 148-1830 (560 amino acids)
Biological process (GO): muscle contraction; myofibril assembly; pointed-end actin filament capping
Cellular component (GO): cytoskeleton; striated muscle thin filament; myofibril
Molecular function (GO): actin binding; tropomyosin binding
Source: RefSeq, a predicted model, not a curated record
UUCUAGAAAGCCAUUUGCUACUGCUCAAACUAGAACUAAGAAAGUAGCUUGUUUUCUGUCUCUCUAUUUUAUUUAAUUUUUUUACUUUUUAUCAUUUCUACUGACACAGUUUGGUUUUCCAAGGCAUUAUAACUAUUUAACGGGACCAUGUCUACCUUUGGAUAUAGGAGAGAGAUUAGCAAAUAUGAAGAUAUUGAUGAAGAUGAGUUACUGGCAUCGCUAUCUCCAGAAGAGCUUCAAGAGCUGGAGAGAGAACUGGAGGAUAUUGAACCAGAUCGUAAUCUCCCAGUUGGAAUGAGACAAAAAAGUCUAACAGAGAAAUCUCCAACAGUAAACUUCAGCAGGGAAGCUCUAAUGGCCUAUUGGGAAAAAGAAACAAAAAAAUUACUGGAGACGGAACAGCAAGGAGCCUGCGAUAAGAAUCCUAAAGAAGAAGAAGAGUCAAGCGAGGAAGAGGAUUUUAUAGGAAGCAACAGUGAAGUUUCUGAAGUCUACACUGAAGAAGAAGAGGAAGAAGAAGAGGAAGAACAAGAAGCAGAAGAAGCAGAAGAACAGAAUGACCAAGAAGAAGAAAAAGAAGAUGAACGGGAGGUAGUUAGUGAAUCAGAAGAAAGUGAAAAAGAUGAACUUAAAGAAUAUGAUAAAUUGGAAUCUGGGAGUUCUAACUGUAGUCCUACUCCAAAAUGCAAUGGAUUAGCUAACAAUAGCAGUACAUGCAAUGGCUAUAGUGGAAAUAGCGUAAAAUUCAGUAGACAAACAGAUGGGUCUGGUCCCCAUAGGACGGCAACUGGCCUUGCCCUCUCCAACCCUACUGUCAUUGACGAUGCUCUUGAAAACAUCAAAACUAAUGACCCAGAGACUUUUGAAGUGAAUCUAAACAACAUAGAAAAUAUUACACCGGAAACACUAGUAUCUUUUGCACAAGCUUUAAAAGAUAAUACAGUCGUAAAAAUAUUUAGUGUAGCAAACACUCAUGCUGAUGACAAUGUUGCUAUAGCUAUUGCUACCAUGCUAAGAGUUAAUAAAAGUAUUACAAGCUUAAACAUAGAAUCAAACUUUAUCACAGGAAAGGGUAUACUGGCUAUAAUGCGAGCUUUACAGUAUCACAAUAAUGUAUUGACAGAAUUAAGGUUCCACAAUCAGAGACAUAUCAUGGGUAGUCAGGUGGAAAUGGAGAUAGCAAAACUCCUGAGAGACAAUACAAGUGUGGUCAAACUAGGAUAUCACUUCGAACUUCCAGGACCGCGAAUGUCUAUGACGAGUAUCCUUACCAGAAAUAUGGACAAGCAAAGACAAAAAAGAAUGCAGGAACAAAAAGAGUUGGGUUAUGAUCCCACAUCAAAUCUGAGGACCAAGACCUUGCAAAAAGGAACUCCAGGAGUAUCACCGUAUUCUUCCCCUAGAGCAUCGCCAUGGUCAUCUCCAAAGCCAACUAGGAAAUUUCAAACUGAUAAUACAAUGCUUCCUUCUCCUCCACCACCUCCCCCACCUCCUCCACCAGUACCUCCUCCUCCUCCUCCAAUACUUCCGCUAAUUCAAGAGAAAAAGGUUCCCUCCAGAAAUAUAGCGGAAGUUAUCAAGCAACAUGAGAGAUCAGCCAACAAGCUUCAAAAUGGACACAAGGGAAAAGGGAAAAAAAGUAGAAAAGAACAAAACAACAUAUUCAAAGAUAUAAAAAACUCAUUAAGAUCAAUAUCAGAGAAAAAGACAGAAGAUAUAUCCAGACCAUCCACCCCCCAACGAUCGGUGCGCGAUGACCUCAUGCAAGCCAUAAGGGGAAGCAGUGUGAGGCAACUCAAAAAGGUGGACGUACCACAAGCACUCAGAUAAUCUCAGGUCGGACAUAUAAAAUCAUCCGUACAAAGAUCAACAAGGAAACGUUGCUGAAUUAUUUGCAGUUGAAUAUAAAGAGGUUACCAAAGUUCUUUUAAGUUUGAUAUAUUUAUAUGUUGUCUUGAUUCACCUAAAGCUUGUUAAAAGAUUUUUAAAAAUGUGUAAAUAUUGAGGAAAUGACUUUUUUUUUUGUAAUAUUACAUUCUUCGUUUAUUAAAAAAAAUCAUACGUGAACCUAUAACAGAUCAUUAUCACAAGCCUUGCUAUUUUUGCACUAAAACAUGUGUUCUCAUGGCUUGUUUUGUUUUUAUUUUUUGUAAUUUACAUGCAAUAAAUAAGGUUUUAUCA